Molecule: messenger RNA, 875 nt
Organism: Oryza brachyantha (malo sina)
Lineage: Eukaryota; Viridiplantae; Streptophyta; Magnoliopsida; Poales; Poaceae
Exons: 1
Coding region: 148-555 (135 amino acids)
Source: RefSeq, a predicted model, not a curated record
CAGGGUGGCCGCAGACCGCGAGCAACGCAUCGGCAUCAGUGCAGUAACCACUGGGCUACACACGGGCUGGUCUCGGCUCAGCUGAAGCUUCACCGCGCGCCGCUGAGCUUGCUACGAUUGAGAUCGACGCACAGGUGCCGCCACGCCAUGGGCAACGCCGCGCCGCGCAUGCGCCACAUCGAGGCCACGGCGGCCGCGACGAUGGGCGGGAGGAGAGGAGCGAUGUGCUGCAAGAAAGCGGAGGCCACGAACGCGCCAGCAGCGUCGUCCGCUGUAGCGCGCAAGCGGCCGGACGAGAAGUCGGCGGGGCGGGGCGGCGCCGGCGCGGAGCACUCGGCGGCAGCCGCUACGGGCGUGACGGUGAAGGUGGUGCUGAGGAGGAAGGACGCGGAGAGGCUGAUCGCGAGGCUGAACGAGCAGAACGCGAUGGGGCGGAAGGCCAGGAUGGCGGAGAUCAAGAACGAACUCAAGGCGGGGGUCGGCGGCGCUGCCGCGAGCCCCGCUCGGCGCCGGGACGCACGGACACGUAGGCUGGCGCCGAUUCAGGAGAACUAGCUAAAGCAGCAGUAUGUCCACUAGUUAGCAAACAACCUAAAAGAUUCGAUUUUGCUAGGUCACCCAGCGGACGCGUAGGAGUGGUAUGUGUGUAGCGCCGUAGAGGAAAGAGGAGGCAGCAUACGCAGUAUUUGUUGCAACCGGUGUAGUAUCCGUGAAUCGUUAAUUGCCAAAUCGUUUGCACUGUUGCUUGAAAAUUUUCUGGUUACACUGAAAAAUGAAAAUACGAUCAUCGCCGUUCCCCAGUUCUCCUUCGUGGCAUAGAAAAAAAAGGAGCAGGGUACUGCCCCUACAAACCGGGAAAAAAUAACGGAGAAAAU